Paraglomus brasilianum is the source of this 993-nucleotide messenger RNA. The record is from the annotation of a GenBank genome assembly. Lineage: Eukaryota; Fungi; Glomeromycota; Glomeromycetes; Paraglomerales; Paraglomeraceae.
CAGUAUAUUCGGGGAUUAAAUCCUAUGAAUCAAUACAAUGUCCGCAUGAUGGCUAAAUACCAUGACACUAGAGAUAAUAUUACAAAAGCAUUAGUUGAAGCAGAAAAAUUUUCACUACUACAAGGCAACUUUCCAUUCCCACCUUCUGGAGGUCAAGUGCCUAAUCCCUAUGAAAAAAGUAUCAAUACAGGUUUGACCGAAACUGAAGUUAAAAACUUGAUAAAAUCUAUGAUACCAGCUACACAAUCCACUGCUUCUAAGCCUCAAGAAGAACAGUCUAAUCAAAUCACGCUUUCACAAAAUGAUUUCAAAAAACUUAUAGCGGGUUUAAAGGGAACUAUUGCUAAAGGACAGCAAACUUUGAAGAAACCCCCUGGACCAGGGAAACAAAAAGCUGAUGAACUUGCUAUAGACCGUUUUUUAGAUAGUUUACCAGUUGAUACAAGUUUACCAGAAGAAGCUUAUGACUAUGAUCCUAUUGAAGAUUUGAGAAAACAAUUCGAGGAUUUGGAUAUCAAUCAAGCAAAACUAGCUCGAAUAAUACAUGCUGUUUUAAGAUCAUCUCAAUACAAAUGUUCAAAGUGUGAUAAAACAGGCCAUAAUUCUCGCAAUUGCCCUAAAAAUAAAAAGAAAAGCAAGUCUAGACGUUCUAAUAGGAACAAAUCUGGCCGUUCUAACAAGCGCAAGUCCAAGAAAAAAGGCAGUGUCAAUAUUACUACUAAGUCUAGUCCAAAGAAACGUAUUUCACAAAAGAAAUCGGGUACGAUUAUCGACUCACAAAUCCGAAAAAUUAUUCUAGCUAUGUUUAACGAUCCAGAGGUUAUAGAAACAAUUAAAAACAAUAUUAAUAAUACAAAUUUAUCUAUAACUCGAAGAGUCGCCCCUAAAGGGCCUGCAAAACCCGACUUUAUAAAUUAUCGAGAGCCGGCCCCAGAAAUACCCGAAUCAGAUGACGAAGAGGAGAUGCUGAAUGAUCCUAUGGCGAUCGAUUUU